AUGUUCUCAAUAUUUUUGGACGUUCAAAUUUUACUGAUGUUAUUUGCAAUCAUCGAUAGAACUUCAUCAUUUAUUAUGAAACCAUCGAUAGCUAAUAAAAAUGAAGAUAUUAAAGGAUGCACAACAAGUUUUAAAGAGUUAAAAAGCAAAGAAUUAGCUGUGAAUUAUUGUGAAAAGACCACGGACUUAUCUUUGGACAGCUUUACAAGUUAUCUGACUGAAAACUCAUCAUAUUUUAUUAUUACAAUAGAAUUAAACAUCCUGAAUGAGAACCUUAAAACUAGAUUGAAAAAAGUCAUACAUGAGAAGGUGCCACAUCCAGUCAUAUUGAUAAUUUAUAGUCGAUCCGAUAAAAAGAAGCAAUAUUAUGUAAAAGACUCGAGAAAACCGAAAAAAUACAAGCAAGACUAUAUUGAAAAUUUCAUAAACGAGAUCGAAUCAUUUGACUCUAAAAUUAAUGAUUUUGAAUUUCAAGUAUUUCAUUCAAAUACUUUAAAUGAUGCAAUUAAAAACGAUUGUGAUUUUUGUAUUAGAAUUGCGAUGCUGAAAGAUGAACGAUUUCUGAUUUAUUCGAAACUUAAUAAUAUUGAGGAAAAUUAUGACUUAACAUGCAAUUCUUAUUGCUUCAAGGCAUUACUAGAUUUACCAUACAAUUUUAACUUUAAUGAGUCACAUGCUGGCUUGUAUAAUUCAUCAUUUAAGAACUAUAUCGAUGAGAUUAGAGAAGCAGCUAAAGAAGCAAUAUUGAAAACUCAAUAUCACGUAGAAAUUAAUUUUAAAUUCGAUGAAAUCACAGCACUAGCUUGGAAGGAAGCAGAAUAUCAGAUUUUUGAAUUUUUAAUACGCAAUGAUUUUCCAUAUCCUAAAAACUUCUUACAAAGUCGUAAAAAUGGAUUUAACAAUGAAAUUAAAACUAAUCAAUAUGUUCAAAAUUUGGAGAAUUACAUUAUUGCUAUUGAAGCUUUUCAUCGUGACAUUAAGGAUGGAAAUUUAGAUAAAGUUGAGCAAUUUAUAGCAAGUGAUCGGCAUCUAGUAUUUGCAAGGAACUUAGACAACAAGAGUGCAUUAAAAACUGCUUCAGAUAUUGAUAAUGAUGAAACCUUUGCUUAUAUAAAAUCUAAUGGACUAAGUUUUGCAACCUAUCAAGAAUUAGAUGAUUACUUUCAGCCCUUAAAAUUCAUACCCAUGGAGGAUGACAGAAAAUUCAAAAUUUUCUACUUUAAUAGAAAAUUUUCGACAUCAAUUAUUGAAAAUGAUUCUGUAAAAAAGCUACUGCAUAAGUCAAAAUACAUUUAUGAUCAUCAUAUCCACACUCAAAAGGAUAUUGAGGACUGCAUUGAACAAGCUUAUAUCAAAAUUAAUCAAACUUUUCCAGAUUUAUUGACAGUCGUGUCAUAUUCAACUGAUGUAGAAAUUAUCUUUGACUUUAUCAAUUCAGAUAUUAUCGAUUUAAUACCAACAUAUAAGUCUCUAGGUGUCACUUUUUAUGAAAUCAAAAUUAUCGUUAUAGGUGCAAAAAACUUAUUAAUUAAUAGUCAAAUUAAGUCAAAUAAAGCAUUAGGAACUGUUGCAGAACUAAUAGCUAGAGUGCCUAGCAUUCUUUUGACUAAUAGACACAAUCAAGUUUAUAUUGAAAAUGUAAAAACAACAUUCAAAGACUUGUUCCUGUUUUACUACAAUUAUGUUCUACCUGAUAUGCAAGACUACAUUCAACAGAUUGACACAAAAGAAAAAGUCAAGGAAUUAAAUAUUUGGUUGGAUUUGAUCGCGCAACUUAAAGCUGAUAAAUCAAUCGAUGUAAAUGCGACAGAUGUGAGUGACAUCAAAAGCUAUCUCAAUGAAAAGUUCAAAAAGGAUUAUAAAAUUUUUACAAAAUUUAACUCAAAAUCAGUCAUUCUUAAGCUUUAUUAUGAGCUGGAACAAUCCAAAAAUAUUGCAGUAUUUAUGCCAAUUUCAUUCUUGCAGAGAGAAAAUUUUGAGCUUUUUAUGUAUAAAAUUUUUACAUUUCCGGUGGAUGUUUCUUUAAUUCUUCAUUCUAGCACAAAAGUUGACGUGAAAGUGUUGAUAAAAAAGUUUGGCUUGUCAACUUUAAGAAAGAUUUUUGUUAUUCAAGAAAUACCUGAGUUAAUUAACCAAAUUGAAUCAACUGAACGAGCUACGACAACUGAAGUGAAUCUAACAACUGAGUCACUUAUGUCAACUCAUGCAACUACAGCCACAAUAGAAACUGAAAAUCCAGAUUUAACUGAGAACACUGAGUUGACUGAACCAACAACAGAGCUAACAAUGUUAACUGAACCGGCUCAUGAACCGGAUCAUGAGGCAGAUCAAGCGACUGAUCAAUUCAAAGUGACGAGAUUUUGGAAGUGA
Molecule: messenger RNA, 2370 nt
Organism: Chironomus riparius
Lineage: Eukaryota; Metazoa; Arthropoda; Insecta; Diptera; Chironomidae
Source: the annotation of a GenBank genome assembly